Penicillium canescens is the source of this 375-nucleotide messenger RNA. RefSeq lists its product as uncharacterized. Bases 1 to 375 code for a protein of 124 amino acids. The transcript is spliced from 2 exons. The record is from RefSeq and is a predicted model, not a curated record. Lineage: Eukaryota; Fungi; Ascomycota; Eurotiomycetes; Eurotiales; Aspergillaceae.
AUGGAUGCUUCAGAAAUUCUUCGUAUCCUUGCCGCAGUGAAUGCGCGGGCGAUUCGUGCCGAGAAAGUUCAAGGAAAGCUCGACCAGGAGCUGACCACGACGCGGAAGGCUCUGACGCAAGUCACCGAAGAAUUGGACCAAGUGAGCAAGUUGGCCGAUCUUAUUUAUGAGGUCAGCCAGAGGAUGGGAGCUGUAACGGAUUACCUCCUGAAAGAAUACGGUAUUCAAGAAAAUCCACGAGGUUCGGAGUCAUUUGAGCACAUGCUCAACAGCGUGGUCGAGAAACUAGAGGCGCAGGAGCCCAAAAGGAACGCAGAGACGAUGGACGCCGACUCGAGGAGCAAUGGUUCGGGACCCGCAGAAAUGGGUAAUUAA